Molecule: messenger RNA, 2030 nt
Organism: Vollenhovia emeryi
Lineage: Eukaryota; Metazoa; Arthropoda; Insecta; Hymenoptera; Formicidae
Exons: 6
Coding region: 779-1753 (324 amino acids)
Source: RefSeq, a predicted model, not a curated record
CGAAGAUAUAACAAUUUCUACCAAUUUCUAUUUCAAGUCAAUUUUUUGUAGUUAUUUGUAGAAAUUUGUUCCGCUAGGGCUGCGCGUAUGUGUAAUAGCGUACCGCAUUAUCGUGGAUAUUUCACGGGUGCCGCGUUAACGAUCUUCCGGUGGCACGUCAGUUCCGAGUCUAUACUUUCGUGCCAUCAUUUUUCAAUAUCAUUCAAUCUUCGCGAAGGUCGAUUUUAAUGACAAAAGGCAGACUCGAAUUCUAUGGACAGAGCUGAACGCUCUACAUGUACACGUAAUCGUUGCCACACCUAUUAUCGAACGCUCAGUAGUGCGCAACAGGUUUUAGGUCGUAAAUUACGUUCGUAAUUCGCUCUUCAAUUUCGCGCAAUUCCCGCAAAGGUCGCGCUAAAGUGUUACGCAAGCGGACAAUUUGAAAUUUUGUCGAAGAAACGUAACUGCGGGAACGCUUUUGCGAUCGUUCUGUAUCUACUUUUCGCUAUAUCUACGUUCGCCGAGCGACGCGUAAGAAUGCAAAUUCUCAGAUUAUCGAACAGCCGUAAACGAUUGUGUCAUUACUAGUUUCCUAUUCUUAUGCGACGAAAAACUCGCGACGCGGUAAAUGAUGGUUUAAUAGUUGACGAUAAGCCGCGCGAAACUAGUACGUUCCUGUGUGCUAUCGAGUGCUCGCAUUUCGCUGGCUCGUGGCUGCGUAGAAGAACCGACCUCGUCGCCGUCGUCGUCUUGACAUUUCCCGGUGAGAUGCCGGCUAACGCAUACCGCUGCCAGCAUGUACAGACGAAUCUCACACUAUUCCCCGCGCCGAAAGUGGCUUUUUCUGGCCGCCUUGACUUCGUGCGCCGUGCUCGUCGUACUUCUCGCGCGGCAUCCGUUUGUCGAGAAUAACGCAGCAGCACGCGACACUUACCUGGACGACGUACCCGCAGACCUCUAUCAGACAGUGCUGCGUACAUGGUACAACUUUUCCAACGGUGAAAAAUGGUACAACAGGAAGAAUUUGUCCGCCUUGAGCCCAGAAGCCUUUCACGAUUUGUACAUCGACAUUCAACAAGAUUGGAUAAUAUGGAGUCACGAUCCAGGGGAAUCGUACCGGCUUCAGGAACCAGAUGUGCAAGAUCCAUCGAUAGGACAAUCAGCUGCGAUACGCGAAAUUUUCAACGAUAAGAAGAACGGAUUUUUCAUAGAGUGCGGCGCGUACGACGGGGAAAUGCGCAGCAACACAUUGUUUCUGGAGCGGUUUAAUGGAUGGUCGGGUCUGCUGAUAGAAGCGGAUCCCAUCAAUUUCACCAAGAUGCUGCAAAAGAACAGAAGGGCCUAUCUCUCGCCGACGUGUCUCAGCAUCACUAAGAGCCCCACGGUGGCGUCCUUCCUCAUGGCCAGGAAUGUAGGUCGUUUGCACGAGUCCAAGAACACGACGGAGAACGCGAACACGCCCGAUGUGGCUUACACGGGGGAGCACGUGGGCGUGCAGUGCCUACCGUUGACACUUUACAUCGCCGCGUUGGGCGUCGAAACGGUCGAUUAUUUCAGCCUCGACGUCGAGGGCAACGAGAUCGACGUGUUAGAAACGAUACCGUUUAACGAGGUGGACAUAAAGGCCCUCUCCGUGGAGUACAUACACAAUGCAAAGGGACGGAAAUACCUGAUCGACAUGAUGGAACAACGGGGAUACUACGUUUACAGUUUCGUCAAGCAUCCACUGAAUUUAGCGAACGACAUCAUUUUUGUAAAACGCGACGUGUGACGAAUUGAUACGAAAAAAAGUGCAACGUUUCUAAAAUAAUAAUAAUGUUCCUGUGUAGUUAUUUUAAUAAUAUCCAACCUCUGGAUAUUAUUAAUCUUAUCUCGUUGACUUGUGCUAGUCGUAGUCGUAACAACGGACCGCUUUCGUCCAAAAAAUUGAUAUAUGCGAACAAACGUCUGAAACAAUGAAGACAUUCUUUUGUAUUAAACAAGAUAUUUAUAAAGCCAUACUUUUGUAACGCUUUUAAUAAAAUAAAGUGCCCCUUUUUCUCUAUUUA